UUCUUCUCGUUGCAGAAUACCUAGUCGCCGACAUGAGGCCUCCAAGGGGCGGUGGUAGCUUCAGGGGCCGGAGCGAUGGUGGAGGAGGGAGAGGCAGGGGGAGAGGAUUCGGAGGUCGAGGCGGUGGGGCAGAAGGCCGUGGUGGUGGAAGGGGCCGUGGAGGCGGACGAGGAGGUAGGGGAGGAAGCGGCCGUGGUGGAGGCCGCGGCGGAGGCCGGGGCGGGGGUAUGAAGGGCGGGAGCAAGGUUGUUGUCCAGCCACACCGGCAUGAUGGAGUUUUCCUGGCUAAAGGGAAAGAAGACGCGCUCUGCACGAAGAACAUGGUCUCUGGUGAAUCUGUUUAUGGCGAGAAGCGAGUUUCUGUUCAGAAUGAGGAUGGGACUAAAGUUGAGUACAGGAUAUGGAAUCCGUUCCGGUCAAAACUUGCAGCAGCUAUAAUUGGUGGCGUGGACAACAUUUGGAUUGCUCCUGGCACUCGUGUUCUGUAUCUUGGUGGUGCAUCAGGGACUACAGUGUCUCAUGUUUCUGACAUUGUUGGACCUACAGGAGUUGUGUAUGCUGUGGAAUUCUCACAUCGAAGUGGUAGAGAUCUUGUAAAUAUGGCCAAAAAGCGUACUAAUGUGAUUCCCAUAAUAGAGGAUGCUAGACAUCCUGCUAGAUAUAGGAUGUUGGUUGGCAUGGUGGAUGUUAUUUUUUCAGAUGUGGCUCAGCCUGAUCAGGCAAGAAUCUUGGCUCUGAAUGCUUCAUACUUCUUGAAGAAUGGUGGACAUUUUGUGAUUUCAAUUAAGGCCAACUGCAUUGACUCCACUGUUCCUUCCGAGGCUGUUUUUGCCCAGGAAGUGAAAAAGCUCCAGGCAGAACAAUUCAAACCUUCAGAGCAAGUCACUUUGGAACCAUUUGAAAGGGACCAUGCCUGUGUUGUUGGUGGCUAUCGCAUGCUUAAGAAACAGAAAGUUGCCUCUGAAAGAUAAGGAUUUAUCUCAAUUGCUCUGAGCAAGUGUUGUCCACCUCUUUGUAUUGUAUUGAAUUUCUUUCAAUAAAUAUUAUCUAGGUGAGAAUUUUUUAUGUUUGCAUUCAAGUCAUUUUGUUUACAAAUGCAUGAAAAGAACGUUGAAUUUUGAGAAUCAAGUCUAUCAAUAUUAUCUUAUAUAUUUGUCA
Messenger RNA from Zingiber officinale, 1158 nucleotides. Its product is annotated as rRNA 2'-O-methyltransferase fibrillarin 1-like. The record is from RefSeq and is a predicted model, not a curated record. The transcript is spliced from 7 exons. Bases 33 to 971 code for a protein of 312 amino acids. NCBI's taxonomy places the organism in Eukaryota, Viridiplantae, Streptophyta, Magnoliopsida, Zingiberales, Zingiberaceae. Gene Ontology annotation, cellular component: box C/D methylation guide snoRNP complex; small-subunit processome; nucleolus. Gene Ontology annotation, biological process: box C/D sno(s)RNA 3'-end processing; rRNA methylation. Gene Ontology annotation, molecular function: rRNA methyltransferase activity; histone H2AQ104 methyltransferase activity; RNA binding.